Vollenhovia emeryi is the source of this 1341-nucleotide messenger RNA. RefSeq lists its product as uncharacterized. Gene Ontology annotation, biological process: rRNA processing. The transcript is spliced from 3 exons. NCBI's taxonomy places the organism in Eukaryota, Metazoa, Arthropoda, Insecta, Hymenoptera, Formicidae. The coding region runs from base 88 to 1152 and encodes 354 amino acids. The record is from RefSeq and is a predicted model, not a curated record.
ACGCGCGCAGGUCUGUCGUCAGCUGUUGCGUGCAAGUGCGACCGUGGCCGAGAGACCCCGGCUUGUACACAGCCAGCGACAGUCAAAAUGCGAAGUGCGCGUCCUUUUAUUACGUACCUCCAAAUGUCCAGGUGUAUUAGCACGUCCGGCGUGUGUUCGGGUGUCGCUCGAGAAGGUAGAUUCAUGAGGAAACUAAUAAGCGAAGGCCGCAAGUCGAAGAGAAAGUGGUACGACGCAGAUUUACGCGGUGCGAGCAUCAACCCGACCGACGCGUCACCGUCCGCGAGCACGCAGCGCAGAAUGAUGAUGCGAGAUAAGCUUUUCAUGGAGCACAUAACAGACAUGAUGUCGAUGGGGCAAGUGUCUGAUAUCGUGAAGGGCGACGUAGAGAUCACUCACGUGCAAAUCACUGCGGAUUUCAAACACGUCAAUGUGUAUUACAUACCCAACAACUACGACACCUCCGUCAGCCAAGAGGCGUUGCAGAAGUGCGCCAGGAUUAUUCGCCACGAGCUGUCGCAGCUACGUGUCAUAGGCGUGGUGCCGCCUAUCCAGUUCGUUGAAAACAAGCAGUAUUCCAUGCAGAGGGAAAUCGACAGGAGAUUGGCGAUGAUCAAUUUCGAGGAGGCCAGCGAGGUUUCGUUGGAACCUGCGCAAGUUGACGCUUCUGGCAUGGGCGAUGCCGAUCAGACUGCGCGCAAAGAAUCGACUGCGAAUUGCGAUUCUGAAGCAGAUGACUUUUAUACAAAAUUGCCGAUGAGGCACGAUGUGUUAGGACUGGAUCAUCACAAAAUCAUGUCCCGGAUCGUCAUUGCGGUAUCCAAGUCGAGAAAGGCUGCGCAAAGGCGAAUGUCGCGCGAUUCGGACACGGUGAAUGAAUGCAAUAACACAGAUGAGAGCCCCCGCGACCCGAUCUCGAGAGAAGCCGAGUUCCUGACCCGGAAAGAACAACGACAGAUCUUCUCAGACUUUCUACUUAAAAGACAAAGGGAAGAACGACGUAGAUACAAACAAUUGAAGAAACAGGAAGUGGGAAAUAAUUUUGAAGAAGAAAUUGAUGACGAUUAUGAAGAUAACGAUAUAGACGAGGACAGUAAUGAUGAGUAUAUAGACGAGUAUACAGACGAUUUCGAGGACGAGGCGCGAAAAUGACUUGAGAAUGAACCCGGCUUACGAUCAAAACAAUUUUUAUUCAAUAUAAAUAUAAUACUAAUGCUCGACUUUCUGUACAUGUGUGUACAAUAAAUAAUUUAUUAGUAAUAAAUUGUAUUGUAUACAAUAUACAUAAAAUCUUGCUGUGAGAUAAUACAAUAACAAUAACAAAAAUGCUCAUUCUUCGCU